UAAUCAUUGUUCACUUUGACGUCUGUCAAAGUUGAUCUGCAAAAGUUAGGUUAGGUGAAGAUAGAUUUAUGAUUUAUAUAUGAUAAACAAUCGCAUGGUUAAAAGGUAAUUUUUAUAGUUUCGCUACCCAAUAAUGGAAUUGAGUGAAAGUACGGUCAAGAGCUUGUCUAGUCUGCAGAACCCGAAGAUAAUUAAUGAUGUUAUAUUUGGAAAUUUGAUUGAUAUAGCAGUUUUACAGUUAUGUGAAAAAUCUGAAGAGAAAUAUAUAGCUCAACUCUAUGGAUCAAAACCAGACGUAGUCAAAGAAAUUUUUGGCAAUUUAUCGAGCGUGUUGAUUGAUGCAGCCCGUCUUGACCUCGAUGGAGAGACAUUGAGUGUUGCACUCUCAAAUGCAAAUAUCACUGGUCCCAGAGUAAAGAAACUAUGUGAUACUUAUGUGAGUAAUAAAGAAGGUAUCCAGGCAUCGUUGAGCAGAAUCGGUAAUAGCUUACCUCACAUCGUUGACGUCAAUUGGAAGUUAGACUACUGUGUUAAGUCGAACAUAGAAGACUACAUUGGUUCUCAAUUAUAUACCAUUCAAUUUAGCACGAUUAAUCAGGGACAACCAGAGGUGAUGAAGUUUGCUUGCACCACUCAACAGCUUCAAGAACUUGUGUAUAAAUUGAAGGAUGCUGUCAGACAUGUGGAAAAAGUUGCCAAUGUUUAAAAUCAUGUUAGGAUAAUACAUGCCUGUCGAACUUUUCCUCAAAUUUCAUGUUUGAAAUAAAAUGACUUAUUUAAAA
Molecule: messenger RNA, 782 nt
Organism: Neodiprion fabricii
Lineage: Eukaryota; Metazoa; Arthropoda; Insecta; Hymenoptera; Diprionidae
Product: COMM domain-containing protein 3
Exons: 3
Coding region: 134-706 (190 amino acids)
Biological process (GO): sodium ion transport
Source: RefSeq, a predicted model, not a curated record